This is a messenger RNA of Drosophila novamexicana, 1432 nucleotides long. RefSeq lists its product as uncharacterized. The record is from RefSeq and is a predicted model, not a curated record. The transcript is spliced from 2 exons. Lineage: Eukaryota; Metazoa; Arthropoda; Insecta; Diptera; Drosophilidae. Bases 62 to 847 code for a protein of 261 amino acids.
AAAGUAUUGGUAUCGGACGGUCGUAUUUUUGUUAUGCUGUUGUUGUUGUUGUUUAGCAAAAAUGGAUCAACAACUGCACCGUCUGACGGAUCGUCAUUACUCGGAAGUAGAGGGCUUGCUACAGGCUAUGGACAUGCCGAGCUCAGACCACGAAGAAAUCGAGUCGGAAUCGUGCCGACUUAGCCGGUACAAUGUGGCCAACCUGUAUGAGGGACGUCAGCGUUGCUACACAAUGCCGCACGUUCCCCCCGCGCCGCCCUCCACACCGACGCUGUUAACGUCCAGCAGCAACGGCAACGGCAGCAGCACUGGGAUCGGCAAUUGCACCGCCAACGGGACUGGGAAUGGUAGCUCCAGUUCACCCACCGCCAGCCUGGUGGCCGAUAAUCAAAUCAAUCAUUUUAUCUACGUAAAAAACGGUAAGAACCUGCGUCGUGAAUCACGUUGCGUUGACUCGGAGCUGUCCAAACUGUUCAACGUGGUCUCAAUCACAAAUCGGCUAACGGCCGUCAAGAACCGGACGCACAAACAGCAGCUGGCCGAGCGCGGCAUCAUAAAUGCAUCGCGCACAAUUUCCAAGCUGCACGGUGCGACGAAAAUCUUUAAGAUUCAUCGCGAUCCCAAGGAAUUCCUGCGCGAAACGGACGAGGAUUCGGUCUCGGCGCCCGAAUACGAUGAAGAGGAGGAGGACACACGUUUCCGUUUCUUUCGACGGACACGGCACUCACGCCGACACUCGUAUACGCGCAUGGAGCGUAAAUUUGCACGAUUCGAGCAUCACGAGCGCAUGGAGACGAUCGUCGAUAGCUUCGAUGCGGCCAUGAGUUUUAACGAUGCGGAUACCUGAGCGGAUGCAACAGCUGCCGCAACAGCAACUACAUCAGCAGCAGCAGCAGCAGCAGCAGCAGCAGCGGCAGCAACAACAACAACAACUGUAGCGGCAGCAUCCGGAUCCGCAGCCGCAUUCGCGGGCAACCAACACCACAGGCACGGGCAAGUGGUUCGCCGCCAAGUGCAAACCAAUGUGAUGAAUGUGAAUUUCAACUAAAUUAUUUUUAUUACUACUACUAUUAUUACGAUUAUGAUUACCGAUUAUCGAUUAUCGAACUGUUCUCUCCAUACAUUUAGUUCUUUUGCGCCGAUUGCCGUCGCGUCUUGCGGCCAACGCAUGUGUCCGAUCCCCAGAUCCAUGUGGGUUAGCCCAAGCGCAGCGCAGGGCGAGCAUUUAGUUUUUAGCUUAGUUCUUACGCCUGUGCGGCUCCCCCGUGCACCGUGCUCACCAGCAACAACGACAACAAUAAUAAUAGUAAUCAGAACAAAACCAACCAGCACAAUGUCUAGUAUUUGAAUUUGUUGUUGCCCGAGCGCGGCCAUUUGGGAGCCAAGCGAACGAUUCCAAUAAAUGCACAAAAUAAUGUGUUGUAUUUGUGAA